Leptosia nina is the source of this 1713-nucleotide messenger RNA. The record is from the annotation of a GenBank genome assembly. NCBI's taxonomy places the organism in Eukaryota, Metazoa, Arthropoda, Insecta, Lepidoptera, Pieridae.
AUGGAGAAAACCGCGAGGAAUCUUUCGCGUCGUAACGGACGCAACAGAAAAACCAAUCACACCUUUUCAAAUGUAGUGUUUACAAUUAAUAGCAAAAAUUCAGUCUGCGAAGAAGAGGACACGAUGGCAGUCGUGACAGUGGAACAAGGUAUGGUGGAAGGUGUCUUUUGUAAUAUCGAUGAAACAAAUUACUACGCCUUCAAAGGUAUUCCAUACGCAAAGCCACCGAUUGGAAAGUUGAGAUUCAAGGCCCCAGAGCCGCCGGAGCCUUGGGAAGGAAUUCAUAAUGCUUCAGAGCACGGACCCGUUUGCCCACAAUACAACGAUCGCCUGAACAAAAUAGAACCAGGCAGCGAGGACUGUUUAUAUCUCAAUGUAUACACUCGGAAACUCAAAACCAAUAGUCCCUGUCCGGUUCUUGUGUGGAUCCAUGGCGGAGGUUUCUACACAGGAUCGGGGAAUUCAGACUAUUUUGGUCCAGAAUUUUUUAUGGAACACGAUGUCGUUUUGGUGACUAUGAAUUACCGUUUAGGAGUGUUUGGUUUUCUCUGUCUCGGUAACGAAGAGGUCCCCGGUAACGCAGGACUUAAAGAUCAAGUAGCGGCGUUGAGGUGGGUUAAAAGAAACAUACGCUCGUUCGGAGGAGAUCCCGACAACAUAACUAUAUUUGGAUGCAGCGCUGGAGGUGCUUCGACGUCCUAUCACAUGAUUUCGGAUAUGAGCGCGGGUCUCUUCAAUAAAGCCAUUUGUCAAAGCGGCGUAUGUCUAAACGAAUGGAGUUAUAAUUUGCAUGCUCGCGAAAGGGCGCUACAGUUAGGCAAAGUACUCGGUAAGACAACGGACGAUGUAAAUGAACUAUUGGACUUUUUAAGGGAUGUCCCCGCGGAGUUGCUGGUUGAUGUCAAAUUACCAGAAGUUGAGACUGAAUAUCCAGACAUAUGUGACUCUCUUACCUUCGCACCGGUAGUUGAAGAUCCACACAUAAGAGGAGAGAAAUUUAUCAGCGAACCUCCGCCAAAUUUGGUUAAAAAGGGACACAUAGCUAAAAUACCAUUAAUGUUAGGAUAUACCUCUGCAGACGGUAUAGAAAUAUGUCGCAGUUUUCCAAAAUCUCUAUCAUUCUUUUCAAAGACGGGAGCAGUUGUACCUAGGGAGAUAAAAUUAAAAUUGCACAAGAAGCACUUGAAAGAAAUGGACGAAAAGAUUCGUUUAAAAUACUUCGGUAGUAAAACACUUACAGAGGAUAUGCUCGAACAAAUGGUACACUUAGAAACUCACAUUAUUUUUGCAUAUAACACAAGAAGGUUCGCGCGAUAUCAUUUCGAAAACUCGGCCAUGCCAAUUUAUUAUUACAAAUUUAUGGCUGAAACCGAAAGGAAUUAUGUUAAGAAAAAGUACAACAUGGAAAGGAUACCUGGAGUGUGUCACGGAGAUGACCAAAAUUAUCUAUUUAAUGUAAAAUGUAUAGAUAUACCUUUAACUGAAGAUUCGAAUACUGUCAUAAAACAAAUUGUUCAACUCUGGACAAAUUUUGCAUGUUAUGGAAACCCCACCAAAAAUUGCAGAGAUGUAGAAUGGAAACCGUUUAAAGAGGACGAGAAAUACUGCUUUUUGAUUGAUAGAGAAUCUAGUUGUGCCCUCAACGUUGAAGAAGAACACAUGAUGUUUUGGGACGAAAUAUACGGUGAAGAGCAUGUAAAAGUUGAGGCGUAA